Molecule: messenger RNA, 4524 nt
Organism: Rhagoletis pomonella (apple maggot)
Lineage: Eukaryota; Metazoa; Arthropoda; Insecta; Diptera; Tephritidae
Gene: Nadsyn
Product: glutamine-dependent NAD(+) synthetase
Exons: 12
Coding region: 1075-3420 (781 amino acids)
Biological process (GO): NAD+ biosynthetic process
Cellular component (GO): cytoplasm
Molecular function (GO): NAD+ synthase (glutamine-hydrolyzing) activity; glutaminase activity; ATP binding
Source: RefSeq, a predicted model, not a curated record
GACAUUCAAAUUUUGACAGCUUUCUAUUGGCGAGCAAGUGGAAAAGUGCUUAAUUGUUUACUCUGUUUUGAGUUGAUACAAUUUGGAUAAAAUUUGUAUAAUUUGGCGAUAAAUGCGGUCAAUAGCGGUGAAUCUUGCAUCCUAGUUUCCUAAAGCAAGGAUAUCAGAAGAUUCAACAUCUCAACGCAAUUUGCACAUGUAAGCUAAGGGGUUUGUAUAAUUUCUCAAUAAGUUUCAUGCAGAUUUCAUGAAAACAUUAUUCACAACUUUAUCUACGUUUCGUGGCGUCCAUUCAAUUUCUACUGCUUAAAAGCGUAGUAAAAAACUAUUACAAAAGUAGAUGCGGGUGAAUUUGUAUUUAAAUUCCUGUGUAUGAGUAACUAUUUGUGUUUAAAGGAAAAAAUAAACUUUCUACGAGAUGAAAAACGAGAAAUGCACUGCAGUAAAAGUUCAGUUAUUUUGUACGAGUUUAGACACAAUAACAACAAUAAGAACAACCACUUAAGCUUGCAGGACUGCAGCAACAACAAAAUAAAAUUAAUAGAGAAGUAAACAGAAACAACGAUCCUUCCAAUAUUCAGUAGCAGAAAACUGCAAUAAUAUAAAAACAAGUACAACAUAUAAAACUACAAUAAUCGCACAACGACAAGUCACCUACAACGACUUUCUGCAAAAAAGACUUCAAACACAACAAGAACAAGCAGACGAGAAAACUACUAGCAACAGUAGAACAACACGAAUGCAAAGGAAAAAGGGCAGUCGUAGCUAAUAGCGGAGCAAGGGGAGAAGUGGAGAAGUGGAAAACGAAAACAGCUAACUUCGGCGUACAAAUAGUUAACUAGGACACACCUGUUGCCCACAGCGAUUGUUCUCGUUGUUAAAAUUGCCGCAUUGGGCUCAACGAACACACUCAUCCGAUACUUGACAAUAAUCUUAAAGAAACAUUUACAACAUCAACGUCAGCUUUAAGCCUAAGAACGAACUCAAAUUGAGGUUUGGGCGUACAUUUCCUUACUGCCAUUGCAACAUCGAGUGCUCUCGUCAACUGUCAAUUGUCAACCGUGAUUCAACAAAAUGGGUCGAAAAAUCACCGUCGCCAUUUCAACGCUUAAUCAGUGGGCACUCGACUUUGAAGGUAAUUUGGCGCGCAUAUUACAAUCCAUAUUGGAAGCAAAAGAUAUGGGCGCCUGUUAUCGUACCGGCCCAGAACUGGAAGUAACUGGCUACAGCUGCGAAGAUCACUUUUUCGAGCCCGACACAUAUCUUCACUCGUGGGAGGUACUCUUGGAGAUAAUGCUCUCGCCGCUUUGUGAAAAUAUGCUUAUCGAUGUUGGUAUGCCGGUUAUGCACCGCAAUGUUUCCUAUAAUUGCCGCGUUGCCUUUUUCAAUCGCCAAAUAUUGCUUAUUCGCCCCAAAAUGGCAAUGGCCGAUGACGACAACUACAGAGAAUCGCGCUGGUUUACUUCCUGGACGAAGGCCCUCCAAACGGAAGAGUAUUUUCUGCCACGAAUGAUUUCUCAACAUACCGGCCAGACGACUGUGCCAUUUGGCGAUGCGGUUAUCGCUACAAAGGACACCUGCAUCGGCUAUGAGAUUUGCGAAGAAUUGUGGAAUGUGCGCAGCAAGCAUAUCGACAUGUCACUUUCCGGCGUAGAGAUAAUAGUGAAUGGUUCUGGGUCUUACAUGGAACUUCGCAAAGCCCACAUAACCACCGAUCUUAUACGAAAUGCCAGUUUUAAGGCAGGUGGCGCCUAUCUGUUCAGCAACUUGCGAGGCUGCGAUGGGCAACGAGUCUAUUUCAAUGGUUGCUCCGCCAUAGCAAUGAAUGGCGAAAUUAUCGCCCGAAGCAAACAAUUUGCUCUGCAGGAUGUGGAAGUAACUUUGGCCACAAUUGAUCUCGAGGAGAUACGUUCCUACCGCGUUGGGCUGCGUUCUCGUUGCAAUUACGCUGCCUCCGCGCCCAACUAUCCGCGCAUCACUUGUGACUUUGAGAUGUCGUCGCAUAAUGACAUCUUUAAAACCUCCUCGACACCAAUGCAGUGGAUUUAUCAUACACCCGAGGAGGAAAUCGCCAUGGGCCCCGCCUGCUGGUUAUGGGACUACCUGCGUCGCUCCGGUCAAGGUGGAUUCUUUUUGCCACUCAGUGGGGGUGUCGACUCAAGCAGUUCCGCCACAAUUGUUUACUCCAUGUGUCGCAUGAUCGUGAACGCCGUGCAAGGUGGUGAUGCUCAGGUGCUCCACGAUAUACGCAAAAUACUGGCCGACUCCGAAUAUACGCCUGACGAUCCGGCAACCCUCUGCAAUCGCCUUUUGGUCACAUGCUUUAUGGGCAGUGUCAAUUCCAGCAAAGAGACACGCCGUCGAGCUGCGCAGUUAGCUAACCAAAUAGGCAGCUACCACAUCGAAAUCAGCAUCGACACUGCCGUCAAUGCGUUGUUGAGCAUCUUCAACGCGGUCACAGGUCUAACGCCACGUUUUCGCACACAGGGAGGAUGUGCGCGUCAAAAUCUGGCGCUACAAAAUAUACAAUCACGCAUACGUAUGGUCCUGGCGUAUAUGUUUGCGCAACUAAUGUUAUGGGUACGCAAUCGUCCGGGCGGACUGUUGGUACUAGGCUCAGCGAAUGUCGAUGAGGCCUUGCGUGGCUAUAUGACGAAAUACGACUGCUCAUCGGCGGACGUAAAUCCCAUCGGUGGAAUUUCUAAAACCGACUUGCGGCGUUUUCUUAACUACGCGAAAGAGAAAUUUAAUUUAACUGUAUUAGAGUCAAUUAUUGAAGCGCCUCCCACUGCUGAACUGGAACCACUUCAAGAUGGUCAACUAGUGCAGACAGACGAACAAGAUAUGGGGAUGACUUAUGCUGAGCUGAGUGAAUACGGACGUUUGCGCAGACAAGCACGCUGUGGACCUUACAGCAUGUUUUGCAAGUUGGUGGCUACAUGGCACGCUGAUCUGAGUCCCAAAGAGGUUGCUGACAAGGUGAAGCACUUCUUCCGUUGCUACGCCAUAAAUCGGCACAAAAUGACUGUACUAACACCUUCGGUGCACGCUGAAAGCUACAGUCCGGACGACAACCGCUUCGAUCAUCGUCCUUUCCUGUACCGCGCCAACUGGAGUUGGCAAUUUAAGGGCAUCGACGAUGAAGUUGAAACACUUCAGCCUGGCUACACAUCCACCUCAACACAUAUGCGUCCGAGCAGCGAUGAUAUGUUGCCUCACGAAUCGCUGCAUCGUUCCUUACAUCGCUCAUCACAUUUAGAUUCGAAGAACUCUUCGCCGUUAUCGUGCUCUUCAGUCGACGGAGGUGGCGCUGGAACCAGCGGUAAUAUGGGCACUUUGGGUAAAAAGCAUAGCGGCUAUUCGAAGGUGCAUGUUAACGUGCUCGGAAAGAUUAAGGAUCGCACAGGCAUACCGGUUUAGGAUAUGUGGUUUGAGGAAUGGCAUUUCGACAUUUCUGUCACAACGAAUAAAGUGAAUAGGUAGUAGUUGUGCCGCAUUCAUGCACAUAGCUGUGGGUUGUAAAUCUUUCGUCAAUUUGUAAGUAAAUUUAAAGCUUCCUUAAUUAUUUUUUUUAACAAUGACUGAACAGCCCAGUUUUUUUCUUGUUACAUCCACCGUAUAUAUCAAAGAUUUGUUGAUCGUUAAUAUAAAAUUUGUUUGUUAUUAUUAAUCGCAAUGCGCUCAUUGAUUUUGUUAAAUGUUUUAAUUUCUAAAAUGCGAAAAGUUUUUGACAAAAUUUAAAAGUUGUAAUAAACUAUUGUAUGUACUCCUUUAAAUUCCCUAUAAUUCUUUCCUUACUAUUUUCAAUAAUAAAUACAUUAUUAAUUAUAAGAGUUAAUAUACAAUAAGCUAUAAAUAAGAAUAUCUCUAAGAGGCAGAGUUUACUUUAAAAUCCUUUUCCGUUCAGUAUAUUUUCAGUGUUAACAGGAACAUAAUUUACGCAUUAGUAUCAAAUUAAUUUCUACCAUAUAUAAUUAAACACAUACAUACAUAUAGUACACGUUUUAUUUUUUCGAAAACUUUCAUGCCUUAUUUGGAAAAUAGCAAAACACAUUCGUGGACACACAAUUAAGGCGCUUGGAGUAAAACUGUUUUUUUUUAAACGAAUGAGGGAACAAACUAAUUGAUUGAAAUUAUCAAAGAAUCGAAUUUCCUAAUCGUAUAUUUGUUUGAAUUCACAUAAAAUUUGAUUGUCUUGAGCAUGUUAAUGCUUUAUACAGUUGUCAGUCAAGUUCGUAAUUUCAUGGUGUAAAUUUUCAACUAAGUUUAACUUCUUAUUAAUUUCAAAUACAAGUUCAGUAUGAUUAUCUAUUGUGGGAAUUGAGAAAUUAUCCCAUGCCCGGAAGUUAGUAAUAUUUUUUGGAAUGUCAGGUACAAAAUAUAAGGUAUGUUUUUAUUGCCACAAAGACGUUUUAAUACAUAUAAAUUGUGCUGCAUAGAGAGUAGCAACUUUAUGUGCGUCUAUGCAUCAGUGGGUUAGGUAUAUUGUGGCGUCUUAUGGGGAGGCCAAGUGGAAUUUCCUUA